AUGACCAAGGCGGAGGGCCAGCCCAACGGCGCCGAGAGCCCCGCGCCCACGAACCAAGCCACGGCAUCUCCGCCAGGACAGACGGUUGUUGAGACGGAUGAUUUCGGUUUACCCAUCCGACGCAUCGUUCCCCGUACUGUGUCGCAAGAUCACGGCUCCAGCGGAACAGAGGAGGUCAGCGGUCAGACUGCUACGGGGCCCCAGAGUGGGAAGCAGAAUGGCGAAGGGAAGAAGGGCAAAACUGUGUCGACAGUGACCGAGACUACAGAAGUGGUUGAAGAUGGCGAGAGCUCCGGCAAGAAGGCCAAGGCCGACCAACAGGCUGAUGGCUCGACCUCAAAGUCCGACACCAAGCAGGCCGACACAACCGUUGUGGCGAAGAGGGAGUCUGUCUCGUUUGCCGAGAAAAGGAGAAGCUCCUUAAUGGGAGGGAAGAAGAAAGGGCACGCCCACAAGGCCAGCAUCGUGAGCAUUGCUAGCAACAAUGACCAUGGUGUGUCGGAGCACUCCCACCAGCAGCUCUCGACACAGAAGGAGGACGAGAAGGACGAUGCGAUUGAGACCUGGCAAGAGAUGCCAUCGUAUGCUCGGUACGAUAUGUACGACGACAAUGACAAGCUGAUCGCUCGAGAACACGAUGAGGCCAACGAUGAUGACGUGUACGGCUACGGAAAUCUCGGAGGGGCUGGCAAGGGAUACACGAGGGUACAGAUGGAUGAAGAUGCAGAAUCCGCCAACAGCAUAGACGACAACACCCAGUAUCUCUUCGGGGAGGGCUAUAAAGGCACAGCUAUGGCCGUUGAGGAUGAAGAGGAGGCUCGAGAUGCGGUUUCCCAAAUGCAAGCCACCAAAGACCUUCUCACAGAAGGUCAACGUAUAGCAUAUGUGGGCAUCGUGCGGUUAGAGAUUGUGAAGCAGCUUCGGGAUCUCAAGAGGAUAGAGCAUAUCGAUUCAUCCAAGAAAGUGAAGAAGGAAAUCAUGCAUGCCCAUGAGGCCAUGGCCAUGUGGGGGCAAAAGAUGAUGCUUCGUCUGUACGCUCACAUGGAUAUUAACGAGGCGGAACAGGUCAUGAUUGAGCAGCUUGCGGAGCAUGGUGUCAUCACCGCGGACCUCACGCCCACCCUCAUGGCUAACGCUAGAGUUCGCAACCCUAUGGCCGACGCGAUGAAAGAGGAGGAGACUGAAGAGACCAAAGGCGAAGAAACCACAAACGGAAAGGGGAAAGAGGCCGCCCCACCAUCUUAUUCUGAAGGUGAGGGCGGCCCAUCGACGCCAAACAACGAUGAUGAGAAGGGUUUGAAAUCGCCUGCAGUCACGGAUGAUACCCUUGCUCCUCCGCCUACUCCCAGGGAACGAAGCAAGACUCCUGUCGAGAAAAUCAAGACUAUAGAUGACGAAAUGCCUGCAACGCCACCCCCACCCUACCAGAGCAUUGACAUCCAAGAUAUGCCGGAAGUAAAGACGCCCACUCAGUUACCGUCGACGGAGAAGAUCGACAUCGAUUUAAGAUGGACAAUCCUGUGUGAUCUCUUCCUAAUUUUAAUAUCGGACUCUGUCUACGACGCUAGAUCAAGAACAUUACUCGAGCGCGUUGCCGAGAGUCUGGAAAUCAACUGGGUUGACGUUUGUCGAUUCGAGAAACGUGUCACGGAUGCUUUGGAAAUGCAACAAGCCGCCGACAAGGAGAACUGGAACGAGGACGAGCACCUGGAUAACCGCAGAAAGGCAGCACUCAAGAAGCGAUAUAUGGUCAUGGGCUUAGCAACUGUUGGUGGCGGAUUGGUAAUUGGUCUAUCGGCCGGUCUGCUGGCCGGUCCAAUUGGCGUCGGUUUGGCCGCUGGGUUUGCCACCAUCGGUGUCGGUGGCACCAGUGGUUUUCUCGGUGGUAUAGGAGGUGCUGCCAUCAUCACAUCGACCUUUGCUGCCUCUGGAAGCUACAUUGGUGGCAAGGCUGCCAACCGACGGACAGGCGCCGUCAAGACUUUCGAAUACCGACCACUCCACAACAACAAACGUGUCAAUCUGAUCGUUACUGUAUCUGGUUGGCUUACUGGCAAGGUGGAUGACGUUCGUCUCCCCUUCAGUACUGUUGACCCCUUGAUGGGUGACAUCUACUCUGUCCUCUGGGAACCCGAAAUUCUCCAGAGUAUUGGUGACACUAUCAGAAUUCUAGCUACGGAGGCCCUGACAACGAGUAUCCAACAAAUCCUCGGUGGUACCAUUCUUACCGCGUUGAUGGGUGCCAUUCAACUACCCUUAAUUUUAACCAAGUUGUCAUAUCUGAUUGAUAACCCUUGGGCUGUUUCACUUGACCGAGCGAUGUUGGCCGGCAAGAUCCUGGCAGACUCGCUGAUAGAACGAAACCUUGGUGCCCGCCCCAUUAUCCUCGUUGGUUAUUCUCUCGGCGCCAGGGUGAUCUUCUCAUGCUUGCUUGAGUUGGCCAAGCGAGGUGCGUACGGACUUGUACAAGAUGUCUACCUGUUCGGAUCGCCUAUUGUGGUGAAGAGGGAGGAGUAUUUGCGGACACGUACAGUGGUUACGGGACGCUUUGUGAACGGCUUUAAUCGUAACGACUGGAUUCUCGGCUACCUUUUCCGUCUUACCAACGGUGGUAUUCGCCGUGUGGCAGGGCUGGGGCCGAUCGAGGAGCUACCAUGGAUUGAAAAUUUUGAUGUCACGGACAUUGUGAUAGGACACAUGGAAUACCGUACAGCCAUGCCCAUUCUACUGAUAAACUGCGGAUGGAUGGUGGAAAGCGAGGAGUUUACUGAAAUCGAGGAUCCUGAUCCCGAGGGCCAUGAUCAACGGCAGAGAGAAUUGAUCAGCGAGAUCGAGGAGGCCCGGCGAGCGCUCGAAGAAGAGGGCAAAGCAGCCGCAGCGAGCAACAAGAAACCCGGCAUGUUUGGAGGUUUCUUCAGUGGGAAGUCGAAGGCGAAGAAACAGGAAUGGGAAAUCUACGAAGAGAAGGGAGCGAAGCAAGCUAUACCCCCCGACUCGAAAGAAAAAGAUAAGGAUGCGGCGUAUCAGGGGGCACUCUUUGAUGUGGAUGCUAUGCGUGCAGAAAUAGCAAGUGGUGUUACGGAAGAGACCGGUUCAGACCCCAAGGGAUCAGAGAAUAUUCAGAUCAAGGAGAUUGAAUCAACUCUGCCGCCCAUGUCACUGGAUUUGCCGCCCCCCUUGAAAUCUAAACCACAGCAGACGGUACUGGUCGUAAAGAGCGCUGGAGCUCCAAGCACCCCCAGACCCGAGGCUGACGAGGUAUCGAUGGUAUUCGACACAUCGUUUAGAGAUAAACCUCCUCCGCCGCCGCCCAAGGAUGAGUUCUCCAAACGUCCUGUUCCAGUAACAUCACAGACACUUCCUAAUAUAACACUAAACGACCCGUGGGCAGACGACCCUGACGAUGAAGAGUUCGGUAAAGAGAAGGAGAUAUCAAUGACUUUCGCAUAG
Clonostachys rhizophaga is the source of this 3450-nucleotide messenger RNA. Lineage: Eukaryota; Fungi; Ascomycota; Sordariomycetes; Hypocreales; Bionectriaceae. The record is from the annotation of a GenBank genome assembly.